AUGGAAGGCUUCCUCCGCCGGCGCACACCCUACACGAUUCUGCCGACACCCCUACCAAACACUGAAACAAGCGCCCUGAACGAUUUCUACUUCACGGAUUCGCCCACGCAGGACCAACUUUCCGUCAUUGACGCCUGCCUACACAAUCUCUACGACGUUCCGCGUGCAAAGGAGAUCUUCGAGCGGCUGCGCAGCUCCGAGAAGGGCGACAUGCUGCUCGACUCAAGGGUGUACAACUCGCUCCUCAAUGCAUUCGUCGAGUUAGCUGGCGCGAAGGACGAGGACGAACGCAGUGGCUGGCUGGAUGAGGCGUGGGUGCUGUACGCGCAGAUGGAGGCACACGCAACCGCACGGCCGACAGCGAACACGUACGCACUG
This is a messenger RNA of Postia placenta MAD-698-R-SB12, 378 nucleotides long. RefSeq lists its product as hypothetical. The record is from RefSeq and is a predicted model, not a curated record. The transcript has a single exon. Gene Ontology annotation, molecular function: protein binding. The annotation marks the transcript as partial. NCBI's taxonomy places the organism in Eukaryota, Fungi, Basidiomycota, Agaricomycetes, Polyporales, Adustoporiaceae.